This is a messenger RNA of Microsporum canis CBS 113480, 1374 nucleotides long. Its product is annotated as mannose-6-phosphate isomerase. Gene Ontology annotation, cellular component: cytosol. Gene Ontology annotation, biological process: carbohydrate metabolic process; GDP-mannose biosynthetic process. Gene Ontology annotation, molecular function: mannose-6-phosphate isomerase activity; zinc ion binding. The transcript has 5 exons. Bases 1 to 1374 code for a protein of 457 amino acids. Lineage: Eukaryota; Fungi; Ascomycota; Eurotiomycetes; Onygenales; Arthrodermataceae. The record is from RefSeq and is a predicted model, not a curated record.
AUGCAGGUUCCUCUCUUCCGUCUUCAGUGUGGAGUCAACAGCUACGGCUGGGGCAAGGUUGGCUCCGAGUCUGCUGCGGCCAGAUAUGCGGCCGCAACGCCCGUAGAUGGCUUCUGCGUCGAGCCUGACAAGCCGUAUGCAGAGCUGUGGAUGGGAACACACCCGUCUCUGCCGUCAAAAGAUGUCGAGACCCAGAGGUCGUUGCUUGACCUGGUGCAGACGAACAAGGCCCUCAUGUCGACCGAGAUCGUCUCUCGAUACGGUGGAAAGCUCCCGUUCCUCUUCAAGAUCCUCUCCAUCGGCAAGGCCCUCAGCAUCCAGGCCCAUCCGAACAAGAAGCUGGCCGAGGCUCUCCAUGCCAGGGACUCGAAGAACUACCCAGAUGACAACCAUAAGCCGGAGAUGACCAUUGCAGUCACCCCGUUUGAGGGUCUCUGCGGCUUCCGCCCACUCGCUGAGAUCGUGCACUUCCUCCGCGCCGUCGAACCGCUGCGUGAGCUGGUCGGCACCGGGGCCGCCGAGGCCUUUGAGAAGACCGUUAGCGGCCAGGAGAAGUCCCAGGACGAGGACACCCUGCAGAAGAACAAGACCGCACUCAGAGAGGUGUUUACCAAGCUGAUGCAGUCGCCGCAGGAAGCCAUCACCAGUGCUACCGCGAAACUCGUCAGCGCCGCAGAGAGCUCGCCAGAGACGUUUGCAACCUCCGCUGCCUCUCCAGACACCGACCCGGCCAACCCGUCCGAGCUCGCCGAGCUCGUCGUCCGGUUAAACGGACAGUUCCCCAACGACAUCGGCCUCUUUGUCCUCUUCUUCCUCAAUUUCAUCAAGUUGAGCCCCGGAGAGGCCAUGUUCCUCAAGGCAGACGACAUCCACGCCUACAUCAGCGGGGACAUCGUCGAGUGCAUGGCCUCGUCCGACAACGUUGUCCGGGCCGGCUUUACUCCCAAGUUCAAAGACGUGUCCACGCUCACCAGCAUGCUCACCUACUCCUAUGCGCCCAUCGAGGAGCAGAAGAUGACCCCUACCGAGUAUCCGUACAUGAAGAUGAACACGACAGCCUACUCCAGCGGCUCCGCGGCCUGUCUGUACGACCCGCCAAUCGAGGAGUUCAGCGUCGUCAAGACGGACCUAAAGUCUGCCGGCGCGAAGGCCACCUUUGAGCCCAUCAACGGACCGAGCAUCGUCAUCUGCACGGCCGGCGAGGGCAGGAUCAGCGUCGGCCCAGCAAAGAGCUUCGACAUGAAGGAAGGCUACGUCUUCUUCGUCGGCGCCGCGGCCGAGUGUGUUAUCGAGAGCACCGUCGACGGCAAAGACCUGACCACCUUCAAGGCCUUUUGCGAGCUCGCCGAUGCGCCAGUCAAUGGCAACCUCUAG